Colletotrichum spaethianum is the source of this 1380-nucleotide messenger RNA. Its product is annotated as nucleoside transporter FUN26. Gene Ontology annotation, cellular component: plasma membrane; fungal-type vacuole membrane. Gene Ontology annotation, biological process: nucleoside transmembrane transport. Gene Ontology annotation, molecular function: nucleobase transmembrane transporter activity; nicotinamide riboside transmembrane transporter activity. The record is from RefSeq and is a predicted model, not a curated record. NCBI's taxonomy places the organism in Eukaryota, Fungi, Ascomycota, Sordariomycetes, Glomerellales, Glomerellaceae. The transcript is spliced from 2 exons. Bases 1 to 1380 code for a protein of 459 amino acids.
AUGGAGCGCAUCAGGGGACUGUUGGGGAAGCAUCAAAAGCCGGAUCGCCAGGAAUACGAGCCCCUGGCCGAAGAAGGCCGUGAGCUCGAUGGCUCCGCGCCGCUGGAGAGCCAGGAGGAGGUGCCCUUCUCCUGGUCCGAGUACAUCAUGUUCGCCUGGUUGGGCAUGGCGAUGCUGUGGGCAUGGAACAUGUUCCUCGCCGCCGCGCCCUACUUCCACGUCCGCUUCCAGUCCGACCUUUGGAUCUCGCAAAAUUUCCAGUCCGCCAUCCUCACCGUCUCGACCCUGACCAACCUCACGGCCAUGCUAAUCCUCACAAACAUCCAAUACACGGCCUCGUACCCGUUUCGAAUCAACCUUGCCCUCCUCUUCAACUGCGUCAUCUUCUCCCUCCUAACGGCAUCCACCUCAUUCGUUCUCGACGCCUCCCCGGCCGCCUACCUCGCCUUCAUCCUCCUCAUGGUCGCCUCGAGCUCCUGGGCCACUGGUCUCAUCCAGAACGGCGCCUUCGCCUUCGCCGCCUCUUUCGGCCGCCCGGAGUACAUGCAGGCCCUCAUGGCCGGCCAGGGUGUCGCGGGAGUGCUGCCCCCGAUCGCGCAGGUCAUCACCGUCCUCGCCGUCCCCGAGAAGGCCGCCGGCGCGGAGGACGACGUCCGGUCCCUGAGCUCCUCGGCAUUCGUUUACUUCCUCGCCGCCGUCGCCGUGUCCAUCUCGGCCCUCGUGGCCUUCAUCCCGCUCGUCCGCCGCCACAACCACAUCGUCGAGACCCGCAUGGUCGAUCGCAUGGCUGAGUCCCUGACCUCGGUUGAGGAGGCCGAGCGCGCCGCCCGCAAGGUCGUCUCCCCGCUCCGCCUCCUCAAGAAGCUGCACUGGCUCGCCGGCGCCAUCUUCAUGUGUUUCGCCGUCGCCAUGUUCUUCCCCGUCUUCACUACCAAGAUCCUCUCGGUGCGGUACCCGGGCGACGAGAAGUCCCCCUCGGGCUCGCUCUUCCGCCCCGCGGCCUUCAUCCCGCUCGCCUUCUUCGCCUGGAACCUGGGCGAUCUCUCGGGCCGUAUGGCCACGAUUCUGCCCUUCUCUCUGCGCCACCGGCCCGCGGCGCUCUUCGCCGUGAGUCUCGCGCGCAUGGGCUUCCUGCCGCUAUACCUGCUCUGCAACAUUGGCGGUCGCGGCGCCGCGGUCAAUAGCGACUUCUUCUACCUCGUCGUCGUGCAGUUCCUCUUCGGUCUGACCAACGGGUGGCUGGGCUCGAGCUGCAUGAUGGCGGCCGGCGAGUGGGUCGACGAGGGCGAGCGCGAGGCGACGGGCGGCUUCAUGGGCCUGUGUCUCGUGGCUGGACUGACGACGGGCAGUCUUUUGAGCUUCACGGUUGGGGGUAUUUAA